Molecule: messenger RNA, 1167 nt
Organism: Centruroides sculpturatus (bark scorpion)
Lineage: Eukaryota; Metazoa; Arthropoda; Arachnida; Scorpiones; Buthidae
Product: S-adenosylmethionine synthase-like
Exons: 1
Biological process (GO): S-adenosylmethionine biosynthetic process
Cellular component (GO): cytosol
Molecular function (GO): ATP binding; methionine adenosyltransferase activity
Source: RefSeq, a predicted model, not a curated record
CAAAACAUGGCAGGGCAAAAAAUUUACCAACGUUUGUUUACCUCCGAAUCAGUCGGAGCCGGGCACCCUGAUAAAAUGUGCGACCAAAUUGCCGACGCGAUUUUGGAUGCUUGUCUCAAGGAAGACCCUAACAGUCGCACCGCGGUUGAAGUGGUCGCUUUUAAGCGCACCAUCUUCGUUUGUGGGGAAAUUAAGACCCACGCCAAACUUAACUACCGGGAAAUCGUCGAAAAAACUAUCCAGCCGCUUGGCUACACCCAGGAUGACUUUACGAUCAUUAUUAGCGUCAACCGCCAAUCGCUUGACAUUCAAGCGAGCGUUGAUAAAAAAAAUGGUCAAAUUGGAGCCGGUGACCAAGGGAUUAAAUUUGGCUACGCUUCGCGCGAAACUCCGGAAAUGAUGCCUUUACCGAUCGUGAUUGCUCACGAAUUACUUAAAACGGCCGAAAAACUGCGCCAAAAGAAGCAGUUUCCGCACGCCAAAGCGGACAUGAAGUCGCAAGUUAGCAUCGACUACGCCCAAACUCCUUUUAAGUUGGACACAGUCGUGAUCUCGAUUCAACACGAACACGAUUGCGAUCUCAAAAAGUUUAAGCAGUUCAUUAAAGAAAAAAUUAUCUGGCCCGUCGCUAAACGUUACCGUCUUAACACCGACUGCAAAAUGCUAAUCAACCCGGCCGGCAAAUUCACGAUCGGCGGGACUUUUGCCGACACUGGUUUAACUGGUCGGAAAAUAAUCGUUGACACUUACGGAGGCAAAGGCCGUCACGGCGGUGGUUCUUUCUCGGGUAAGGACUACACCAAGAUGGACCGAUCGGGAGCUUACGCCGCUCGUUGAAUCGCCAAAAACAUUGUCGCGGCCGACUUAGCCGACGAAGUAGAAACCCAAAUUUCUUACGCGAUCGGAGUCAACCAACCAGUUUCGGUUAGUUUAGAAACUUUCGGCACCCACAAAGAAGAUCCGGCGUUAAUUCUAAAAGCCGUUAAAAAGGUUUUUGAUCUCUCGCCCUCGGGAAUAAUUGAAAAACUAGAACUCAGAAAACCGAUCUACCAGAGUCUGGCGACUUACGGUCACUUCGGACGACUUGAUUUAAAAAAUCUGACUUGGGAAAAAACCGACCAAGUUGAAAAAUUAAAAAAGGUCAUUAAGACUUUGAAGAGAGCUUAA